Messenger RNA from Metarhizium album ARSEF 1941, 747 nucleotides. RefSeq lists its product as uncharacterized. The record is from RefSeq and is a predicted model, not a curated record. The transcript has 2 exons. Bases 1 to 747 code for a protein of 248 amino acids. Gene Ontology annotation, cellular component: cytoplasm. NCBI's taxonomy places the organism in Eukaryota, Fungi, Ascomycota, Sordariomycetes, Hypocreales, Clavicipitaceae.
AUGUCGCACCCGACCAGGCUCGUCAUCGUAUGCUGCCACGGCACAUGGCUCGGCGGGCCCUCCAAAGGCCGCGACGAAGCCGAAUGGCUCCUCGCCGACUUCCAGCACGGCGAAACCCCCACCUUCAUCGCCCACAUCAAGGCCGGCCUCCGAUGCCUCGCAGACGACAGGAGCCGCUCCGUCCUCGCAUUCUCAGGCGCCCCGACCCGAAAAGAAACGGCCCUCUCAGAAGCCCGGUCCUACGCCAACAUCGCCGUCCAAAACGCCUACUUUGGCCUCCUCGGCCCGCCCGUCACGGAUGCGGAUAUCAUCCUCGAGGAGCGCGCGCUUGACUCGUACCACAAUGUGCUGUUUGGUUUGUCGCUGUUUUAUCGGCGGUUUCGAUGCUGGCCUCGGCACCUCGCGAUUGUGAGCCACGCGUUCAAGAAGCCCAGGAUCCUGGGGGGCCACUGUGUCGCUAUUGGCUUCCCGCUCGAGAGGGUGUCGUUUGUCGGUAUAGAUCCGCCGUGCUUGGGAGCCAAGCCCGGCGCCAUGAUAGGGGUGGCAGAGGCCGAGGAGGAAUGGCGGCGUGACGCGCACGGCAGAGGGCCCGGGUUGGCGGCCAAGAGGGCGAGGAGGAACGUCUGGGGGGUCUGGCAGGGUGUUUUCGAGGAGGGCACAGAGGAUGGCGACAAGGGAGGUUUGAGGACCGUCGGCGACGGCGGUGGUGGCAGUGAGGUGUUGGUCCAAGGGGCGCGGCCGUGGUGA